AUGGACACGAUCGAGGGCUCCGAGACCGGUUACGGGUUGCCGACCGGCGGUUGCCUGAUGGCGGUCAGAAGUCUGGUGACGCAGUUCAACGACCUGUUCAGCGACUUCAACCGGUACAUCUCGCCGGCCUACCAUCACGACCGAUGCGAACGGUCCGUGCACAUGCGUCUAUACUCGAUGAACAAGCGGGAGUUCGUCAUGGUGUUCGUCGUCCUGUUGACCGCCAUGGGACUGGUGCUGUUCAUCGGACUGACAGGGCCGCCGAUCACGCUGACGAGCAAAGUGAGCGGGGUCGAAGUGCUGAAGCACACCAACGGAUCGUUGCCGCAGGGCCCGUACGUCAUGAAGACCCCCAGCCUGACGGUGUACAACCAGAGGCUGUGGUUGAUAGCGGUUGUGUUGACCGGCAACAAGGACGAUGAGACUUAUGAUAAAAGUUUCAAGAUCAGUAUGUCCAUCAAAGGAAUCACUCCGCAACACGAGACCACCGACAUAGUAAAAGUGUUCAAGAAUAACAGAACGAGACAUUUGCUGUGUAAACAACAGUUAUGUAACCAAGUGCCUAUAGCCCACAUAGCGUAUAUCCAUUACACUCAUUAUACGUUCAAGGUGGAUUUUUACAAUCUAGAAACGUUUCAUCAGAAGUACCAAGUAAAAGAAGUCAUAUUUUACUACAAAUCGUAUAACCCCGGCUACACUCAAAUGGAAAUAUGGUUCAGGCUAAUUUAUUUGCUCAGUGCUUUUGGAAUACUUUGUUGUUUCGCGAAUUCGCUGAGGAAAUUUCCAGUGGCAGAUUGGUCGUACGAACAGAAAUGGACAGUCGUCUUAUUACCCCUGUUAAUAUUAUUUAACGAUCCCAUCUUCCCACUGACACUUCUCACGAGCAAUCAACUGAUUGGAAUGCUAGACGGCGUCUUCCAAGUGACAUUUAUCUGCGCGAUUUUAUUCUUUUGGCUUUGUAUCUACCACGGACUCCGCCAGAACGAGAGGAAACCGUUAGCGUUUUAUCUUCCUAAAGCAAUUCUGGUCGGUCCGUUUUGGUUGUGCGGAGUUAUAAUGGCCAAAUACCGUCGCAUGAACGAGGUUGAAGAUCCAGCGUUUAGCUACGAGAUUGAUUCUAACGCGUACACGAACAUCAAGUCAUGUGUAGGCAUUUUCGUUAUUGUAUAUAUCGUGUACUUGGUUUGCUUGAUUUUGAGAGCGUACAGUGAUUUACGGUCAAUGCCAUAUUUCGACGCUAGACUGAAAUUUGUAACGAUCUCCAUGGUCAUAUCACUUACAAUAUGUUCGACCAUUACACACAUGCAAUACGGGCUUGGACUAAUUGAAGACUCAUACGCUGCCGAUUUGAACACUGAAUACAUGACAUCAGCAUUGUUUAUGACUUUUUACGGUAUUUGCAAUUUCUAUGUGUUUACUUUGGCUGCGGUUUACUCACCAACUAAAAAACCAGGAUUUGAAUCUUCAAUAACAAAAGAUAAUCCUGCAUUCUCAAUGGUAAACGACUCUGAAGAAGAUAUACCGUUCGGUUCAGAUGAAGAAAGUCAUAAGCCACUAAACCCACCCAAUGAUGACAGUGAUUAAUUAAAUUGUUUUCUUUGAAUUGGCUUGUACAUAAUCAUAUUGGUUUUAUUACAUUAUUUUUAUGGAUAAUUAAAUAACAAAUAUUUAAUAUAUUUA
Sipha flava (yellow sugarcane aphid) is the source of this 1680-nucleotide messenger RNA. RefSeq names its product transmembrane protein 181. The transcript has 12 exons. Bases 1 to 1584 code for a protein of 527 amino acids. The record is from RefSeq and is a predicted model, not a curated record. Gene Ontology annotation, molecular function: toxic substance binding. Lineage: Eukaryota; Metazoa; Arthropoda; Insecta; Hemiptera; Aphididae.